Messenger RNA from Annulohypoxylon maeteangense, 1092 nucleotides. RefSeq names its product putative protease inhibitor. The record is from RefSeq and is a predicted model, not a curated record. Bases 364 to 903 code for a protein of 179 amino acids. Lineage: Eukaryota; Fungi; Ascomycota; Sordariomycetes; Xylariales; Hypoxylaceae. Gene Ontology annotation, biological process: regulation of proteolysis; regulation of Ras protein signal transduction. The transcript is spliced from 2 exons. Gene Ontology annotation, molecular function: phospholipid binding; peptidase inhibitor activity.
CUUCUGAGCUUCCAUUUUAUCCAAUAACCUCUCUCCUUCAAUGUCAAUCUUGGCGGACUUUGUCACUAAUCUCCGGCUAUCGAUUUUGGUUUAAAUUAUUAUCCCGAAUCCUUAGAAAUACUGAGUUGUCGGAAUAGAGGGGUUAGGGAUGGAAUUGAGGACUUUAGCAAUUGGGGUUGGAAACAAAUAAAAACCCAUAGACUAAGACAUUGCUUUCUCUAGUUUCCCUAUGAUGAGUCUAUAGUACGUCAGAGUCAUCUUAUCAGCCUUAUAAGAAUUGGCUUAACCCGCCAUAUAUAUUUCUCCCGGUCCUUAUAGGAGUUAGUGAUUCUACCCCCGGAUAUAAUAACACCUGCAUACAAUAUGCCUUCGAACAACAGCGUCAAGGCGGGACUGUCGCUAAUCGAGAACGACAAGUCCAAGAUUCUGGGCUUGGCGGUCGGUAAACAUGCCGACGUCCAACCCGGACAGUACAUCGCAAAAGCUGAUGCACAAUCUGCACCAGAGCUGAGCUUUGCGGAUCUGUCGCCCGAGAAAACCUACCUAGUAGUGGGAUUAGACCUAGACGCUCCGUUCCCGUCCUUCGGCGUGCUUGGCCCGAUCCUGCACUGGAUCCAGCCCGGCUUCAAGGCAGAACCUAAGGAGGGCGGCGGAUUCAGUCUCAAGUCCACAGAACCGUUCGUAGCUAAUUACAUCGGCCCUGCGCCUCCCGGAAUCAGUUCACCACAUCGGUACAGUUUCUUUCUGUACGAGCAGCCCGAGGGCCUCGAUGGGAAGAAGUACGCGCCGCCCGGUGGUAAGGAAAUGGGCGUCAAGGGACGUAUGCGGUAUGACUUGGACGCAUGGGGAAAAGAGAUCAAGUUAGGACCGUUGUUGGCUUUUAAUUACUUUAAUAGUAAUUAGAAUUUUGGAGUCUGCUAUGGUCAGGAGUUCGAGGGUGGAUAUUGACAUCGUAUGUGGGUUUUACCUACCUGGAAAGUUGGCCCCUGUCGAUGAAUCACGGGGCAUUCAAAGAUACCAUCGUGUUCUUAGGUUAGAAUAAUGCUGUUUUUUUACAUACCCACAUGUUGUUCACGAUAUUGACUUGGCGGU